Messenger RNA from Penicillium coprophilum, 435 nucleotides. RefSeq lists its product as uncharacterized. The coding region runs from base 1 to 435 and encodes 144 amino acids. The record is from RefSeq and is a predicted model, not a curated record. The transcript has a single exon. NCBI's taxonomy places the organism in Eukaryota, Fungi, Ascomycota, Eurotiomycetes, Eurotiales, Aspergillaceae.
AUGUCCGCAGUCACUGGAUACGAUUAUCCGGGCUAUGAAGAGCUGGGGAAUAUUUUUAACAUCUCAGCUGCUGUGUCAAUACCUGCUGAUGCUCGCAUCGUCGCCACCUCGGGCCAAAUUGCCGAUAACCACGACCCUAUGUGGGGCACGCAUGCCGAGCAGUUUGAAAAGUCAAUGAUCAACAUCGAGAGGUCUUUGGCGGCGGCAUCACCUCAUAUCACCGAUUCAAGGCAACUGUGGGAGGGGAUCUUCUAUAUCACAUCAUUCCACGUCGGCACUUUGUCGAAAGAAGAACAGUUGCAGAUCGCUGAAGUUGCGAGAAGAUACUUGGGGAAAAACAAGCCGGCAUGGGCAGCUAUCUGUGUCAAUGCCUUAUUUCCACCCGAGGCGCUGGUAGAGAUUCAGGUCCAGGCAGCUUAUCGCGAUGGGAAAUAG